UGGGUGAACUAUCCCUUUAAGAACUACAAUUACCACAAGUAUGAUAGUUUAUACCCAUGAUGGAUCAGACAAGCAUUGUAGUCAUUAUGGAGCAACUUGCUCCCAACCUACUUUUUUAAAAGUUAGUUGAAAGUGUACAUUUAAAAUGUAGAAUUAAAUGUGUAAUUUUAAUCAUAAGUUGAAAAUGUCCAUGUGAUUUUCCAAAUGGCAUUCAUGGUUCAUUAAAUGUCUGCGUUGGUCUACAAACUGACGCCAUGACACUGUAAAAACAUUUUCAUGCAGUUUUAAGCGCGAUAUUUUACAAGUACGUUUGUUGAAUAUAACUAAUAAGUAAUGGAGAAAAGAUUACUCAGUGAAACAAAACAUGGCAAAUUGGCGCCAAAACAUGUUCUGUUGGGUGGCGUGGACUGAAUGAAGUGGAGUGAGUUCUGCGCGAGCCAAUCUCCACCGGGAUGGGCGGAGUCGAGAUAUCAUUCAACUUAUCCAAACGUGCACUGAGUCUGACUCGACCCUGUACAGUCAAGUGUACAUAAUGGCAGAAGCCGUUGAAGAACCCGUACUUUUCACUAAAGUAACAGUUUAUUCUCUACUCGCGUGUGUGGCCCAAUUUGCUGUCGGGUUUGCUUUCGCGCAAAAAUGGGGGAAUAAAUGUUCAGCUGUUGAUCGGUGGGUCCUCGUGUGGUUAUUUUACGACGCAAUAGUUCAUUUUACUCUGGAGGGACCCUUCGUCUACAUGUCACUUGUUGGAAAUGUAGCAACUUCUGACAAUCUGUUGGCAGAACUAUGGAAAGAAUAUGGCAAGGCAGAUGAGCGCUGGUUAUACUCAGACCCGACUAUAGUAUCUCUAGAACUUCUGACAGUGGUUUUAGAUGGUUCUUUGGCCCUGCUUCUGGUCUAUGCAAUCAUUAAAGACAAACACUACAGGCACUUUGUGCAGAUCACGCUGUGUGUGUGUGAGUUGUACGGGGGCUGGAUGACCUUCUGUCCAGAUUGGAUAAUCGGAAGCCCUAACCUGAACACCAGCAACUGGCUGUACCUGUGGGUCUACCUGGUGUUUUUCAAUGGGAUCUGGGUGCUGGUGCCUGGACUCCUCCUCUGGCAGUCAUGGAGGGAUUUAAGAAGAAUGCAUCAGUAUCCAAAGAAGAAGAACAGAUAAAAUUAGAGCAAGUGCAUGGCUAAGCACCUAUUGUAAUCUUUAAUGUUGCACCUAUUCUAUCUUUAAUGUAAUCUUCUUCCUUCUGCUCUGGAAGUCUAUGGCAGCCCAUAGACAUGAUUGUGGGAAAGUUGUGAAAUUUGGCACACAGAUAGAGGACUGUCUGAACUGUCACCAUAGCAUUUGGGAUCUCAAGACGAUUCGAUUGCACCCUAUGAUGUCAUUUUCCAUCACAAAAAAAUUUCCGUCAUUUUGAAUUUUCCGAAAAGCCUACUUUUCCAGGGGUCGGCAAGUUCGGUCCUAGAGAACCGCUGUCCUGCAGAGUUUGGCUCCAACACUAAAAAAGAAAGUAAUCCUGAAGUCAUUGAUUAUUCAGAUCAUCUUUAGACAAUGGCAACAAAAAGUUAUGUAAUUCAGGUUGAUUUGUCAAACCAUUCUUGAAUAGCGCAUGAACAAAUUCGGCGAAGUGCCCGUAGAAAUGAACAUGACUCUAGCUUAUUCUGACCAAAUUUGGGGUUAUUAUUAUAACCUUGACCUGAGGCAACCUGCACAGUUUCGGUGAAGUGCCACCUAGUAGUCAGGAGAUACGAAAUAGCUUUUUUUGGUUUUAUAACUUCUGAACAGUGUGCCCAAAAUUCACAAAAGUUCUCUUUAGAUUCGGAGCAGCGUGUCGAGUCAUAUGAUACCCAAUUUCCCAUAUCGGCCAUCUUGAAUUUUUCGUAAAAUUCUGUAUUUUACGAACGCAUUGGCAUAUCGUUACGAAACUCGGUAUGUGUCUUCGGUACCAUGCCAUACCAUACCAUUGACAGUACUCAAAAAGUUUCUGGCCAGCAGCACCUUGUGGUCAAAAGAUACAAUGAAAUUUCCAAAUAGGAUAAUAACUUUUGAAUAAGUUAGAUUAUUGGUGUGAAACUGGUCUUAAUGGAUCCCUUGGGUCAUACUGAGAACAUGGACACCAAUCUUGCCAUUGUCAGCCUUGCCUUCCUGUUAUUUGUUUUGAUUUUCUUGAAAAACUUUCUUUAAAAACGUACUUUUUCAAACUCCUAAACCAUUUGUCACAAUUGUCCGAUUUUUGUCCGAACAUUUGGCCGGUUUUCACCAAAUUCGAGUCAGAUCAUCUUCAGACUGUGAAAAAGUUAUGAAUAUCGUGUUGAAAAGACGAAACCGUUUUCUUUGGCAUGACUUGUGUUCUUAGUGUUUGGCCCUGAUAAUUGCUACAUGCUGCCAUAUUUACAGUAUUAUUGCAGUUAUGAUAAGCAUCUUAAACUCAAUAGAAUGAGAUGUAUGAACUGGGUGUGAUGCAGUUUGAGUAUUAUACACGUUUAUUGGGUACACAAAGGAACGCUCGUUAUCUUUGCAUAAUUGCAGUGGUAAAGACACAAAGGAAGCUCACACAAACUACUGACUCAUAGCAUACUUUUUGUUGUGCUAUCUGGAUUCCUGUCUAUGACAAUCUAAAACUGAAUCCCUUAUGUCGCAGUAGCUCUUUUACACCUUUCUAGGGCCAUGUUUCCCUGCUAAUCCUCCUUACCAAAUCACACUUGUUUGCUUCUCCUUAAUAUAAGGGUGAAUUAUGUUUCUUUUUACACAGAUUGUGGUAUUGAGCUGUUUUCUUGCCAAGUUAUGGCAGCAUAAUUAUUUUCCUGCUGUAUUUUGACCAUAUACAGGUCUGACCAAGAAAUAAGUUUAAGGAAUUACUUUAUCUUUGUAAUUUCAGAUACUAACUUCAUACAAUUUAGGCAUUGCAAUUUCACCACUGCUUCAUGUGUAAAUAAUAAUGCAAUUUCAUUAUUUUAUAGAUCAGUUUUAUAGAUCAUUGUUUUUUACAUCAGUUAACAUGUCUGAACAUGCCUAAGAUGUUAAUUAAUCAUUUACUAAUACAUUAAUAAAACCAAAUGUUGUACCUGUUAAUAUUUAAUUUAGUUGGCAUGAACUAGCAAUGUUUAAUUUGUAUUAUCUAGUGUAAACAAAUGAAAUACAGUGCUUAUAUGUUAGUUAAUGCAUUAAGGGUUCCCCUUUUGAGAAUGAAAUUGCAUUUAAAAAGCACCUCGUUUCUAUGAAUUGCGCUCAUUUUAUUUAUUAUUAUUAAAAAAUUAUGUACAGUAUCACAGGAUUCUCAUCAACAUUUGUGACAAUCUGCACUACAGGAGACACAUGAACAGGGCAUUAAAUUACACACACACAUAUAUAUAGACACAGUGCAGAACAUGAAGACAAGUAAAAAAAAAAACAUAAUAUUUAGAGGAUAUACAAAAACUGUGAACAAGUACAUUCAUUAAAUCAGUAAGUCAUCUUUCCUCUCCAUUCUUGGUGUGAUUUUAGUGUGAUAGUGCCAUGAUCAAACCUCUUUACUUUGCGUUCUGAGCUUC
Pimephales promelas (fathead minnow) is the source of this 3522-nucleotide messenger RNA. RefSeq names its product EBP like (gene ebpl). Lineage: Eukaryota; Metazoa; Chordata; Actinopteri; Cypriniformes; Leuciscidae. Gene Ontology annotation, biological process: sterol metabolic process. The record is from RefSeq and is a predicted model, not a curated record. Gene Ontology annotation, molecular function: cholestenol delta-isomerase activity. Gene Ontology annotation, cellular component: membrane; endoplasmic reticulum.